UUCUUCUUCUCAACUCAAAGAACCAACUCAGAGAGGGAGACAUUGCUGAUAACAGAGUCAAUUCUAUUUCAAUCACCAAUGGCUCCUUCUUUCACCAACGCCAAAAUCUUCUCUUCGUUCUUCGCCCAUGGAUUCUCCAACGCUCUCACUAGACGUGGGUAUGCGGUGGCAUCACAGAACGCAACAAAAGGAGGAGUGGCUUCCAUGAGCUCCAAAAUUGCAACAACGUCAGGGGAAGACAAAGGAGUGUCUCCCUACAAGGUUUCCUGGGUUCCAGAUCCUGUCUCUGGCUAUUACAAACCCGAGAACAUUAACGAGGUUGAUGUCGCUGAAUUGCGCGCUGCGCUUUUGGCCAAAAAAAUCAACAACUCGUCUCAAUCAAUUAAUUAAAAAUUGAGAUUAAUGAUUUAACAUGUUCAGAUUAAUCAGGCUUACCGGCACCUUGAUUGCUUAAUUUAUCUUAGACUGGAACAUUAAUGAUGCCGAUAUGCUCUGUUCUGUUGCAUCUGAUGAGUUUUCUUCACUUUUAGAAGUCAACAGAAUGAUGAUUAGUGAUGUAUUCUGAUCUAUUGGUUAUAUAAAGUUUUACAAUUUAAUUUCUUUUCCGGUGUGAGGAA
Vigna radiata var. radiata (mung bean) is the source of this 617-nucleotide messenger RNA. Its product is annotated as indole-3-acetic acid-induced protein ARG2. Lineage: Eukaryota; Viridiplantae; Streptophyta; Magnoliopsida; Fabales; Fabaceae. Gene Ontology annotation, biological process: response to stress. Bases 79 to 390 code for a protein of 103 amino acids. The record is from RefSeq and is a predicted model, not a curated record. Gene Ontology annotation, cellular component: mitochondrion. The transcript has 2 exons.